AGAGAACCGGAGGGAGGGGACCGGACCCUGGGGCGGGGAGAGAGAGACUGUAUCGAGUCACCUCCGCUGUUGGGCGCGGGGAGUGGCAGGGAAAGCUGAGAAGCAACCCGGGGCAGCUGACACUUGGGUAUGCUGGAGGAAGGAAGCAGCAGCCUUGCAGAGGGUAGAAGCGCUCGCCAAGCGCUCCGCACCGUCUGACUCAACCGUGCGAGGGAACCACUGGGAGGUCGCUGCGCUCGGCGCUUCCCCUCCAGGGAGGAGCGAGCCUCAGCUGCCUCCGCUGCGCAUCUGUCCCCGCGUGCUUCUGUCCCCGCGCGCAUCGGUGCCGGCUCUUGGGGAGCCAGUUUCUCGCACCGCAGACUUCCCAUCCUCCGCCUUUCCUUAGCGCCUGUAAACAAUGGAUGGCAACUCCCUGCUCUCGGUACCAAGCCAUGUGGGUAGUUGAACCAAACUCUCCUAUCUGCCUCUCUGCUGCCCUGCCUGCCAAGAGACACUCGCAGGAAUCCAGCAACUCGGAGUCAACACUGAUGUAUGAAGUGUCGGAGGCGCAGCAGGGCAGCGGCAGCGGCAGCCUGGGAAGCAGCCUGGGUGGCUCCAUCACAGCCUGUAAGAAGGUCCUCCGCAGCAAUAGCUUGCUGGAGUCCACAGACUACUGGUUGCAGAAUCAGACGACGCCCUGCCAGAUUGGUUUUGUGGAAGACAAGUCUGAAAACUGUGCUUCUGUCUGCUUUGUGAACCUGGAUGUCAACAAGGAUGCAAGCAGCACAGAGCACCUGCAGCAGAAACUGGUCAAUGUUUCUCCAGAUCUUCCAAAACUUAUCAGCACCAUGAACGUCCAACAACCAAAAGAAAAUGAAAUUGUCCUCCUGAGUGGGUUAGCAUCUGGUAAUCUCCAAGCAGAUUUUGAAGUUUCACAGUGCCCUUGGCUGCCAGAUAUCUGCUUGGUCCAAUGUGCAAGAGGGAACAGACCGAACAGUACCAACUGCAUCAUCUUUGAAAUCAACAAAUUCUUGAUUGGUCUGGAACUGGUGCAGGAGCGGCAGCACCACCUGGAAACAAAUAUCUUGAAACUGGAGGAUGACACAAACUGCUCCUUGUCCUCAAUCGAGGAAGACUUUCUCACUGCCUCUGAGCACUUGGAGGAGGAAAGCGAGGUGGAAGAAUAUAAGAAUGGUUAUGAAAAUAUAAAUCUGUCAGCCAAUGCUUUGGAAAGUAAAAAGCAAAAGAGAGUCACCCAAGAGGAACGGGAUUACAACAAAGAAAAGUUGCUUUAUGCUCUGGAAGACAAAUGCAUUAACAAAUAUUCACCUUUUAUUAAAACAGAAGGAUGUCUGGAAAAGGUAGCAGAGAACACAGGUUUUCAGAGUCUAGAUCUUUCCACCAAGCCAUCCCAGUGGAAGGGUGAAGCUAUUGGGAAUGAGCAACCAGCUACCAAUUAUUAUUAUUCAGAACAUUGUAAAGGUCAAGUAGAAAAACCUCAGGCAUUGUGUAUUCAAAGUGAUGCUUAUUUCUCCAUGAUGGUUAAGAAAGAUGGACCUUCUGCAUAUGGUAUUGUCACUGAACAUGGCAACAGCCUAGAUCCAGGAGAUCAUGAAGGUCCAAGAAACUCACUUCCUCCUAUCCAAGAUGGAGAAGCCACAACUGGCGAGUAUGCUACAAAUUUAGCAGAAUCUGUGCUACAAGAUGCAUUUAUCAGAUUAUCUCAGUCUCAACCUACACCAGCCCAGGAAUCUGCAGUCAGUGUUUCUGUAGGAAGUGCUCUGCUUCCCACUAGCUGCUCAACAAAAGAUGUAGUUGUCCCUCGGUCAUGGGACGAGCUCCCCAAAAUCGUCAUAAUGCAGAGUCCAGAAGGCAGUGAUGCUGGCCCUGAACCAGGCAUCUCUUCCUGGCCUGAGAUGGAGGUCUCUAUGGAAGCCGCAGGUGUCCUACCUGGAGAGGACCCCAGCAGACACCCUCAGAGUGCUGUAGAAGUAGCACUCGCCUGUGCAGCCACUGUGAUUGGAACCAUCUCCAGUCCACAGGCCACGGAAAGGUUCACAAUGGAACAGGAAUCCCUGGUAGCAAACUGUGCCCUGGGAGGCAAUGGAGCACUUCAAGAGCAGGCAUCUCAAGGACUCAAGGAGUCUUCCAUCAGUGAAUACUCCUUUCCAUCAGCUUUGUGUGGCAUGACUCAGGUGGCAAGUGCCGUAGCUGUCUGUGGUUUAGGUGAAAGGGAAGAAGUGACCUGUCCUGUAUCCCCAAGUAGCUUCUUGCCUGCAACAGAAGAUGCAGGAGCAAUCCCUCCACUUUGUAGUUCAUCAACAGAGAGGAAUGUGGAGGUGGAGAAGGAAGCCAUUGCAGAGGCUUUGCUCACAGAGGCCGCUCUGGUUUUAACUAGGCCACAGACCUACAGCAGCAUUGGUGACCUCAUGGAAUCUGUGAACAGGAGCAUCGUGGAAUCUGCUUCAAAGUCUCAGAUGCUGUGCUCAGAAAAUAUCCUGAGGAAUGAACUGACACAGACCCUGUCCAAUGUUAUUCUGAAGCAUUCCAUUGAUGAAGUUCACCAGAAAAAUAAAAUAACCCACCCCAACGAUGGCAGGCUUUCAUCUGAAACACUGGACGCCUUAAUGGAAAGCACAAAUCGACUGCUCCACAGUGUGAUAUGCUGCACGUUCAAGAAGAUGAACCAGAUAGUGCAGCUUGGUCAGUGUCCUCCUGUCCUUUCUAAGGAGACCAUCAGAUGGAGGGAAAUGGAACCCCUAAGCUAUCAGCCAUUUGAUCAGGUUGCUGGUCAAGCAGGCACAAAAGACACAGAAUAUGCCAGUGACCAUCCACUUAGCAAUGCACAAAGCACUAGUCUUGUCGCCAGUGAUAUUAUGGACCUGAAGCAAGACAAGAGCCGAGUGAGGGCGGGCCUAAUGGAGAACCCCACACUGCAAUUUGAACUGUCCUGUAGUCGCAGAGUGCUGGACUCUACAACAGCUAAAACAUCCUCCAAGGAAAUGUGUAUAGAAGGAACAGUGGGAGAAGACACAAAGGAGCUCCAUCAGCCACCCAGGCACAAAGAGAAGGAACGCAGAGCCUCUUUCCAAGCAGAAAAGCUACCCACAGUGGACAAGUGUAGAAGCAGCUCCCAGGAUGCGGAGGACAGUAUCAAUCCAAACACCCAAGAGAAGUACAGUAGUGUCUUGCCCCUAAAUAAUGAAGUUCAAGUUCACCUGUCCUUGUUAGGGGACGAGUUGGCGCUUCCUGCUCAAUCCACAAAGCAGGCAGAGGACUACUGCAUUACAGACUUUGCAGAAGAAUUAGCAGAGACGGUUGUCUCCAUGGCAACUGAAAUCGCAGCAAUCUGUCUUGACAACUCCUAUGGAAAACAACCCUGGUUUUGCGCAUGGAAAAGAGGGAAUGAGUUUCUGGUGACCCCGAAUGUAUCCUGCCGACCCUUGAAGAGGAAGAAGGAAAGCCAGGGAGGUAGUAGCGGCUUGAGGAAGCACAAGCCUCCUCGGCUCAGUGAGAUCAAGCGGAAAACGGAUGAGCACCCCGAGCUUAAAGAGAAGCUGAUGAACAGGGUGGUGGAUGAGUCUAUGAACCUCGAGGACAUCCCCGAUUCAGUCACUAUUUUUGCAAACGAAGUGGCAGCCAAGAUCAUGAGCCUAACGGAGUUCUCCAUGGUGGACGGUGUGUGGCAAGCCCAGAGCUAUUCCCGGAAUCGGUUACUGGGUGGCGACAGGUGGAACAGGCUGAAGGCCUCUAGCUGUGAAAGCAUUCCGGAGGAGGACUCUGAGGCCAGGGCCUAUGCCAACAGCCUGGGAUUAACGAGCACCUUAAGCCAGCCGGUCAGCAGGGCCAGCUCGGUCUCCAAGCAGUCGAGCUGCGAGAGCAUCACUGAUGAGUUUUCCAGGUUCAUGGUCAACCAGAUGGAAAACGAAGGGUGGGGAUUUGAGUUGCUGCUGGAUUACUAUGCGGGCAAGAACGCCAGCAGCAUUCUGAGCUCGGCGAUGCAACAGGCAUGCAGGAAGAACGACCACCUUAGCGUGAGGCCGAACUGCCCCUCUAAGCAGUCCAGCACCGAGAGCAUAACUGAGGAGUUCUACAGGUACAUGCUGAGGGACAUGGAAAGAGAAAGCAGAGACGGUGCCUCCUCCAGAAGAAGCAGCCAGGAUUGGACGUCAGGUUUACUGUCUCCCCCUGCACGAUCCCUUCUGUGUUACAGACAGUCGUCCAUGCCAGAUACCAGGUCCCCCUGUGCCAGGUUAACAGUGAAUGCGCCAGUCAAAGCCAACUCCUUAGAUGGCUUUGCCCAAAACUGCCCACAGGAUUUCACAAGCGUACAGCCCGUCAGCGGAGCUUCCUCCUCGGGUCUCUGCAAAUCUGACUCUUGCUUGUAUCGAAGAGGAGGGACUGACCAGAUCACAAACAUGUUGAUUCAUGAAACGUGGGCGAACUCAAUUGAGGCUCUCAUGAGAAAGAACAAAAUUUUCAUAGAUGAUGCAGAGGGGGCUGAAGCCGGUCCUAAUCCCCGGGGCUCUCCUUUGCAAGGGGAGAAGUGUGCAGACAGAAUAGCUGCCGGCAGAGUGCACAGCGGGCCACCUUUGCUUGUUCAGGAGUCUGUAGAUUGCCGGAGGAAGGACUCUGUUACCGAGAGCAAACAUCCCUCCGUGUCUUCUCCAAGCAAAACCGCUCCUCUUAAGAACCAGGUUGGCUUAGAUUGUGCAAAGAAAACUUCCUCAUGCUGUGGCGCUGGCCCUCUAAAUCACACCUGGAGGUCAUUAUGCUCAAGGGACGUGCCUUUGAUUCAGAUUGAAACAGAGCAGAGAGAAGAGGAUAUCAGAGAACCUGAAGGAGAACCUGAAUGCUUCCUAUCCGAAAGUGGCUCCCCACAGGAAGCAGAAGAGCAUUUGAGUCAAGACAAAGUCCCUGAUGUGGCCAGAGGUGGAGAUACAGCUGUGAGCACCUGCCAAAACCCUGGUGACAGUCUUGAUGCCAGAGAUGUACCAGGGGCUGAAGUCUCGGCAGAAGCCAGAGCCCCCGAUGAGUUCCACAACCCUCCCAGCAGCAGCGAGGAGAGUACAGGCAGCUGGUCCCAGCUGGCCAACGAGGAGGACAACCCAGAUGACACAAGUAGCUUCCUGCAGCUCAGUGAGCGAUCCAUGAGCAAUGGCAACAGUAGUGCCACUAGCAGUCUUGGCAUUAUGGAGCUGGACAUUUAUCAGGAAAGCAUACCAUCUUCUCCCAUGAUUAAUGAAUUAGUAGAAGAAAAGGAGAUUCUUAAAGAACAGUCUGAGAGCAUAAAGGAACAGGCACCUGGAAUGGCAGUGAGAGCCACCAGUCGCCAGAGGAGCCUGCUGGUGAUCAACUUCGACCUGGAGCCAGAGUGUCCUGAUGCUGAGCUUAGAGCCACUCUGCAAUGGAUAGCUGCCUCAGAAUUGGGAAUUCCCACAAUCUACUUUAAGAAAUCUCAGGAAACCCAGAUUGAAAAGUUUCUAGAUGUCGUGCGGCUGGUCCAUCAGAAGUCCUGGAAGGUGGGAGAUAUCUUUCACGCAGUUGUCCAGUACUGCAAAAUGCAUGAGGAGCAAAAAGAAGGGACCCCAAGUCUCUUUGACUGGCUCCUGGAACUAGGAUAAGGCAGCUUUGCCCUGGAGAAUGUCCUUCCUUUGUCCUGGCAUAGAUCACAGUGGUUUGCUCUAAACACUCUGAACUUUCUCAAAACAUCACAUCUCAUUAGCAGAACUAUAAGGCAUGUACGGCUCAAGUCCACUGGACAUGGAAUAAAUUUGAAGGAAAGCAAAAUAAAAGUCUACAAAUCAAUACAACCUGUUUGGAUUAUCAAAAGAGCUUGUGUUGGAAGAGCCGGAAGAGACAUUCCAGUGGGGCCCAAGUUAGAAAGCUCAUGAUCAGGCCCAAGAUAUGGCUGGACUCACAUAGGUUUAAUAAUGUAAAAUGAGAUGUCAUGUCUCCAAUUAUAUGAAUCAACAGGAAACAAACUCACUGGUUAAAAUAAUUUUAUAAACUAUGCUAUAAAGUUCAUUUUACUUUUCAGAACAGACUGAGGGGUUGAUAGCCCAGAGAGACACUUAGAAUAUGCAGGAGAAAUGCCCAGACUUUGUAUAAAUAAUUUCCACUUUAAGAACAUUAUCAGUGGAUAAUAACAGGAAUGAAACAGUGUCCUCCACUGAGGCGAUUUCAUGUAUUCACUGCAAUCCACUAAUAAACUUCCCACUUUUUGCCAACAAUCUCUGGGUUCCUGGCUAACCAGAAAACUGGUGGCAUUCAACUAGACAGAGGAAGACUGAAUACUGCCUUGGUCCCAUUACUGCUUAACUUGGGUAAAAAUUAUUGUAGAAUUCUUCAUCUAAGGGAAAGCUUUCUUACUUAAAAGAAAAGGAAAUAGUUCUUUGAGAUAAAAUCUGCUUAUGCUUUGGAUUAUAUGAAAUAUAAACUUUUGAUUUAUUUUUAUUGUAAAUUAUGGAGAGAUUAUUAUCUUAAAUAAUAUAUUGAGUAGUUAAGAGGUUUGGAAACCAUGAAGAGAUUGUCUGAAAUCAUAUAUUGGCAUUGAGCUCAGGGUUUGUGUUCUGAACGUGGAGGGACGUGUGUGGCUGCCUAUUCUUCCAAGGACUUUAUAGGGUUGGAGUCAGGGUAACAACCUUGUGUUGACCUGACCUUGUAGGUGGGAUUUCAGACUUCUGACUCAGUGAUAAUGGCACUCAGUUUGAGAAAAAAAGGAUUUGUCACAUUUUAAAUAUUUUAAUAACAGAGAUUUACUCUUGUGAAAACUAAAGUUAUCUAACAUCUCGCUACAUCUUUUCUCCCAACUAAAUAAGCUACCUUUUACUUUCUUGAUCAAAGAGUUGUUUAAUAAGAAUCUUCUGAAAUACUCUGCUUUUACUGUGUUUUUAGACUGAGAAGUCAUUUUGAAUCUGAACAAGGCCAUAUGCCAUCAUGCUGGCCUUACCAUAUCUAGCGCUCCCAUCUUGAAAUGCCAGGAAGGCUUCCUGUAAGCCAUACUCCCCACCCCACCACCACCGUCGAUGCCAGGAGUCUUUCUGAGGGCUCACUGGGCAUUUAUUACACAAAUGGUCCAAAUUUAGGUUGUAUGUUUAGUUUGAUACAUUAACCAAAUUUUAAAAUCCAUCCAUUAUCUCAAACUGAAAUGUGCUUCUUUGUGCUACUAAAUGGAAACUGAUAGAUUUAUUUUUUAAACAAUCCCAGAAUAUUGUAUGUAGAUGUUUGUUGUGCUUGAAUAAAUGUUUACUUACCCUACAAAGCACAAAUACUGGAUUGUAACCAUGUGAUGAAGUUAUAUAUGUUGUACUAAUGUUGCAAACUAAUCAAUAAAUUUCUGUUGCCAAACUUUCAA
This is a messenger RNA of Marmota monax (woodchuck), 7336 nucleotides long. RefSeq names its product SPHK1 interactor, AKAP domain containing (gene Sphkap). Gene Ontology annotation, molecular function: protein kinase A binding. NCBI's taxonomy places the organism in Eukaryota, Metazoa, Chordata, Mammalia, Rodentia, Sciuridae. The record is from RefSeq and is a predicted model, not a curated record. The transcript is spliced from 13 exons. Bases 402 to 5603 code for a protein of 1733 amino acids. Gene Ontology annotation, cellular component: cytoplasm.